Molecule: messenger RNA, 881 nt
Organism: Orbicella faveolata
Lineage: Eukaryota; Metazoa; Cnidaria; Anthozoa; Scleractinia; Merulinidae
Product: syntaxin-binding protein 5-like
Biological process (GO): Golgi to plasma membrane transport; exocytosis
Cellular component (GO): plasma membrane; cytoplasm; SNARE complex
Molecular function (GO): syntaxin binding; GTPase activator activity; myosin II binding
Source: RefSeq, a predicted model, not a curated record
GCCUUUGCGUCAGGCUUGUGUAUGUUUCCUUCGAGAGGUUGGACAAGGAGUGAGUUUGCAGGCUGAAAAAUAAUGGGGAGUUCAGGAAUAUAAGGCAUUCAUGAAAAGAUUAAGUAAAGCAGUUCGCACUGGGCAUGGGGUCAGAAUGGGAAGCGCCAGCGGCAAGGAAGAUCCAGUCAUUACAGACCGGUUGAAGGCCGAAGACUUCGUCUUUACAAAGACUUCUCGCUAUGGCUUUCCAUACCAACCCACUUGUGUGGCGUACGAUCCUGUGCAGAGCUUACUUGCGAUUGGAUCCUACGAUGGCUCUCUACGGAUCUUGGGACAGGCAGGUUUAGAAUCUCAUGUUCAACACGAGAGUGGCGCUGCAGUUAGAGAACUUAUCUUUCUCGUAAAUGAGGGAGCUUUGAUAAGUCUCUGUGAAGAUGACUAUAUACACCUGUGGAAUUUACGCCAGGCAGAACCUGCUCUUGUGCAGUCAUUAAGAUUUAAUAGGGAAAAAUUAACCUGUAUGCACCUACCAUUCUCCUCAAAGUGGUUAUAUGUUGGCACAGAAAAAGGGAAUAUUCAUGUUGUAAAUAUCGAGAGUUUUCAGUUGUCAGGAUACACAAUAAAUUGGAAUAAAGUAAUAGAAAUAAAAUGUAAAACUCACCCAGGUCCAGUUGUACAUAUAAGUGGUAACCCUGUGGACCCUAAUAAGUUGCUUUUAGGUUUUGAAACUGGAACAGUUGUUGUUUGGUCUCUCAGAGGGAAAACAGCAGAACACAGAUGUAUUUGUCCUCAGGUAUGAACAAAAUAGAUGCAAUUGUUAUCAAUGAUUGUCCAAGCAUAACAGACUGGGACUGGUUCAGGAGACUCCACUGUUAAGUUUACCACAAUUA